Molecule: messenger RNA, 659 nt
Organism: Nymphaea colorata (pocket water lily)
Lineage: Eukaryota; Viridiplantae; Streptophyta; Magnoliopsida; Nymphaeales; Nymphaeaceae
Exons: 7
Coding region: 168-449 (93 amino acids)
Source: RefSeq, a predicted model, not a curated record
UGCGGAUUCAACAUAUUCUUAUUAUCCCCCCCCACCUGCACUCAACGCCUCCCCUCGUCUCUCUUCUUCCAUUUCGGUUCGUCUGGCUUCUGUUCGUCCGCUCCUUCCUUCAUUCUCACACACUCUUCUCUCUCAUUUGCGGAGAGAAUUGAAGUCGGGAGCUGGAGAUGGCGAGCUUCGAGAAGGCCUCUUCGUCCGAGGAGGGAACCACGUUGGCAAACAACAAGUACGGUGCAAUGGCUCCAAAGAAGAAGCCCCUCAUUUCUAAGGACCACGAGAGGGCUUUCUUCGACUCUGCCGACUGGGCUUUAUGCAAGCAAGGAGCAGCUCAGAAUUGCGGUAGAGUAAUCGCGGUUGAGUCGUUGCAGCCAAAAUUACAGAGAACACCACAUCAGCAGCUACCUCCUCGAAGGCCAACAUGUACAUCCGGAAGCACUUCGAGUGAAUAGAGAUGAUCAUCAUAGUCAGUUCAGCAGAAGGGCUGUUCAAGUAGGGAUCAUAAAUCUGUUUCUAAUAUGAAAAACUCUAUGGGGCCAAUGGCACUGUGGGCUGAUGUAAUACAAGGCCGUCCGUUCUGUCCUUUUUCUUUGAAAAAGUUUUUUCUUUAUAUAAAAUUUAGAGAGGAGAAAAGAAAAGAAAGCAAGAAAUUGGCCGGCGCA